AUGGAUCCUUUCGAAAAUCUAAAAACCAUUUCGGCGAGGUGUUUUUACAAAAAGAAGACAGACUUUAUACCUGUAUUGCCGGCUAAUCUAGAAAUAUCCGAUAUUUCAGAUAAAAGUGAUUCCGAUAAUGAAAAUUUGGAAGAUGAUGUGUUACGCCUCGGAAGUAAUGAUGCAGAUGAUGUAAAUCCGUUGCCUUGCUCAAGUAGGUCUACAGUUGAAGUUAUUCAGAAUAACAGUAGCUCCUCGGAUGAGUCAGAUGACGAAGAAAUAAAACCAAUAGCUUCUAAAAGAAGGAAGAAGAGCAAUCGAAGGAUCCAAAAGGCUGAUGUCGUAUAUAAUUGGGUAGAGGAAGAUUUACCUAAUUUUGAAAAACCUACGUCAGAUGUAAACUUUGGAGAUGAUAAUUAUCAUUAUCCAUUACAGUACUUUUUAGAGUUUUUCUCAUAUGAAUGCAUUGAAGGAAUCAAAUUUGUAUUGUACUCAAAUGACUGGGAAAAGUCUAGAUACAGAUAACAAAGAAGUUACUAAUUUUAUUGCUAUCCUUAUCUAUGGGCGUCAUUUCUCUUCCUAGUUACAAAGAUUAUUGGUCGGCUACUCUAAGAAUUGAAUCUAUAGCGAAUGUUAUGUCACUAAGGAGAUUCAAACAAUUACGCAGAUAUAUACACUUCAAUGAUAAUUCUUUAGUUGGCAGUUCUCAAGAUAGGUUUUAUAAAAUUAGACCGCUCUUGGACAUAGUCAACAGAAACUGCUCUAAGUUUGAGAUAGAAAAUCGUUUCUCCAUUGAUGAGACAAUGGUACCGUACAAAGGUACACGGGCAGGUAACCUUCGUCAAUAUAUGAAAAACAAACCACACAAAUGGGGUUACAAAUUCUUCAUGAGAGCUGGAGUAUCGGGAUUGAUUUACUCUUUUAUUCCAUAUCAAGGGAAAAAUACUUUUUCUUUAUUAGAUGGCACUGCCAUGCAGUUAGCAGAAAAUGAACUGGCUAUGGGAGUUGGUAGUAGCGUAGUUAUUGCUCUCACUAAAACCAUCCAAAACCCAGCUCACAGCAUUGUGUAAUUUGACAAUUAUUUUUCGAGUGUGAACUUAUUUUUAUAUCUAAAGCACAGAUUCAACAUUUAUAGCUUAGGAACUCUUCGGAACAAUAGACUAAAUGGCUGCCAGCUGAUAUCUGAUAAGGAAUUGCUAAAAAAAGGCAGAGGAAAGUAUGACUACAAGUCCACAAACAGGGAAUGCAUAAUUGUCAAAUGGGCUGACAAUAAAUGUGUUUUGAUUGGAAGUACAAUUCAUGGUGUAUCCCCUGAAAAUACGCUUCGUCGAUAUUGCAAAGAAAAAAAAGGUAAAACGAAUAUACCUUGUCCAUCCAUUAUUAUGGAGUACAACAGGCAUAUGGGAGGUGUUGAUAAGUCAAAUUCGCUGGUCGGGCUUUACAGAACUCCUGGUCGUGCUAAGCGGUGGUACUUCCCGAUUUUCGCCUAUAUCAUCGACAUGUGUAUAGUCAACGCAUGGUUACUAUACAAAGAGAACAAUAAAAAUGAAAAGAAGUGUAUGCCCCUAAAAGAAUUUAGAUGUGAUAUUGCAAAGGGCUUGUCCACCACUGGGAAACCGAAACCUGGAAGGCCGGUAUCAUCACCUAAGUCCAAUUCAAUAAUAAUACACCCAGUCGUUCCAAGACCUUCAGAUGUUACCAGAAAGGAUACUGUUGGUCAUUGGCCAGUUCAUACGACAAAGGGAAGAUGCCGAAUGUGCACUACGGGAUUUUCUCGAAUAAUGUGCCGAAAAUGUAUGUGUCGGCUAUGCCUAAAUGAUAAAAAUAAUUGUUUUGUUCAUUUUCAUCUGUGAGAUAGAUUCCUUUAUGUUAUAAUUUUCACAUUUGUCUCACCUUGUAUAUUUUUUAUACGGAAUAUAUUGUUUUUCGUUUUUGAUGGAAAUACUUUGAUUUUUUUUGUAAUAAAAUAUUAUUGCAAUUUUUAAUGUGUUUUGUUACAAUUAUA
Messenger RNA from Acanthoscelides obtectus, 1993 nucleotides. The record is from the annotation of a GenBank genome assembly. Lineage: Eukaryota; Metazoa; Arthropoda; Insecta; Coleoptera; Chrysomelidae.